AUGGAGGGGUCGAAUACGGCCGCGGAGGCCCACCAGUACGUGGGGCCUUUUAGACUGGAAAAAACCCUUGGAAAAGGGCAGACAGGUCUUGUUAAGCUGGGUGUACACUGUGUCACCGGUAAAAAGGUCGCUAUCAAAAUCAUAAAUAGAGAAAAACUUAGCGAAUCUGUACUUAUGAAGGUGGAAAGAGAAAUAGCUAUAAUGAAAUUAAUUGAGCAUCCGCACGUGCUUGGCUUGUCGGAUGUUUAUGAAAACAAGAAAUAUUUGUACUUAGUCUUAGAACAUGUAAGUGGAGGGGAACUAUUUGACUAUUUAGUAAAAAAAGGCAGGCUAACUCCCAAAGAAGCUAGAAGAUUCUUCCGUCAAAUUAUAUCUGCAUUGGAUUUUUGUCACAGCCAUUCUAUAUGCCACCGCGAUCUCAAACCUGAGAACUUGCUGUUAGACGAACGGAACAAUAUUAAGAUCGCAGACUUUGGUAUGGCGUCGUUACAACCGGCUGGGUCCUUGCUGGAGACAUCAUGUGGCAGUCCACAUUACGCCUGCCCUGAAGUUAUACGGGUAACGUUAAAAAUAUGUAAAAUAUAU
Messenger RNA from Brenthis ino (lesser marbled fritillary), 585 nucleotides. NCBI's taxonomy places the organism in Eukaryota, Metazoa, Arthropoda, Insecta, Lepidoptera, Nymphalidae. The record is from the annotation of a GenBank genome assembly.